AUGUGUUUAUACCAUUUUUGCAGCAAGUUUCCAGAUUAUUACAGUGAACUUGCCGACGGUCAGAGACCCAAGAACAUUGCCAACUUGGGUCCUUCAUUCAAUCAGAUCUUACACAAGUCAUUGAAUAUGCUGUCUCAGAACUUAAGUGACUUCAUAGAUGAUUGGGUUAAAAUUGGUUUACCUGCAAAGGCUAAGGUCAAGGCUGAGUUUGGCCAUUUAGCAGAAGAGGAAAAGCUUGAGAUCUGUGAAAGGGAGGUUGUGAACUUGUCUCUGAUAAACCUACUGACUUAUCCAUAUGUGCGAGCCGGGCUAGCAAACAAAACUUUACAGUUGAUGGGUGGAUACAAUGAUUUCGUCAAGGGAACUUUUUGUCUAUGGGAGCUUAACUUUGGCAUGAAAUCCCUUCUCUUUGUUUGA
This is a messenger RNA of Ilex paraguariensis (yerba mate), 417 nucleotides long. NCBI's taxonomy places the organism in Eukaryota, Viridiplantae, Streptophyta, Magnoliopsida, Aquifoliales, Aquifoliaceae. The record is from the annotation of a GenBank genome assembly.